This is a messenger RNA of Solanum pennellii, 1170 nucleotides long. Its product is annotated as bifunctional nuclease 2. Lineage: Eukaryota; Viridiplantae; Streptophyta; Magnoliopsida; Solanales; Solanaceae. Gene Ontology annotation, molecular function: nuclease activity. The coding region runs from base 179 to 1150 and encodes 323 amino acids. Gene Ontology annotation, biological process: protein ubiquitination. The record is from RefSeq and is a predicted model, not a curated record. Gene Ontology annotation, cellular component: VCB complex; nucleus. The transcript is spliced from 9 exons.
GUCCUCCUUGUGGAAGUGUAGUAGAGUAUUUUAAAAGCCACUUUAACAUCAACAUGCUCCAUUCCUUCGCCCAACAACAAAUAUUUUUGUCUUCUCCACCUAAUUUAUUUUAUCCCUAAAUCCCCCUUUUUUUUUUCUCCUCUCUCUGUAAACCCAACAUUGAAUUUAUUGUCUAACAAUGCUCGGCGUUGAGUUAAGGAUCUCUACCGUCGCCGGAGUUUUCACCGAUCUACCGGAAACAAGUCGCCGGAGUGCCAGCUGGAACUGUAACUCCUCCAUUGGAAAUAUCUCAUAUCAUCUCUCUUCCAGAAAUAGGCAUUGUAGAAAGUCCAGAUUCAUGGUAAUCUGUAGCAAGUCAUCACGCGGAAGCUUUAAUCGGAAAUCUAAUCAGAGUGAUGAACCGGGUGAUGAUUAUAUUGAAGCUGUCGUUCUCGUUUCAGAGACUAUGAAGCACUACAAAAUGCAUAUGGGUGGAUUUCAAGAAGAAACAAGAUGGCGCUCAUCUGCUCACCUGAUUCCCUCUUCUUUUCAUCCUAAGGAUCGUAUUGCUGAUGCAUCAUCUUUAGGGACAGGAUUUCUUCGCCGUUUUAAGAAUCCAACUAUUUUUCUUAAGAUUUCCUGUGGUGCAGAAUAUGUCUUACCAAUUAUUGUUGGAGAACAUGCUGUCGAAAAACUUAUAGAUUCAUUGCAUGAGGAGGAGACUGGGGAUUGCCCCGAUGAGUUCCUGCUUUUGAGGAAUCUAUUGUUGAAAUCUGGCUAUGAAGUUAAAAUGGUGAAGAUUACAGAAAGAGUGACUAGUACUUAUUUUGCCAGAAUAUUUUUCCACAAGGCAGGGGAAAAAGACAUUAUUAGUGUGGAUGCUCGUCCCUCCGAUGCCAUUAAUGUUGCCAGAAGACUUAAGGCACCAAUAUUUGUGAAUAAGCAAAUUGUCUUGACUGAUGCAACAAGAAUAGGUUAUGGAAUGGACCGAUCUAGCAGAAUUAAGUCCACCUAUGACGUAUUACUAGAUAGUGCAUCAGAUGGCCCCGAUUUACUUUCUGAAGAACUUAGUAUGUUGAGAAAUAUGAACUUAGCAGUGAAUGAGGAGAGGUACAAUGAUGCAGCUUUGUGGAAGGACAAACUGAUGAGACUUCGUGAGUUCAAGACAUGAGCUCUAAAAUCUUUCUCCAG